Zingiber officinale is the source of this 965-nucleotide messenger RNA. Its product is annotated as tubulin beta-7 chain-like. Gene Ontology annotation, molecular function: GTP binding; structural constituent of cytoskeleton; GTPase activity. Gene Ontology annotation, biological process: microtubule cytoskeleton organization; mitotic cell cycle. Gene Ontology annotation, cellular component: microtubule; cytoplasm. Lineage: Eukaryota; Viridiplantae; Streptophyta; Magnoliopsida; Zingiberales; Zingiberaceae. The record is from RefSeq and is a predicted model, not a curated record. The transcript is spliced from 4 exons. The coding region runs from base 24 to 965 and encodes 313 amino acids.
GUCGUCGUUUCCAGAAAACUCAAAUGGACGCUACGGCUCUCGGGCAUCUCCCGACUGUGAUCCAUGGCGGAUUCCAGAGUCUUCUCUCCUUCUCUGCUACCCAUUCUCCCCACUCCAUUCCCUCCUUCAAUUCCCGGUUCGCCAAAUGUUCCUCUGGCAUUCGGGUUCCAAGUGUGCCAUUCUUUGGGAGGAGGUACUGGGUCAGGCAUGGGGACCCUUCUUAUCUCAAAGAUAGAAUGAUGCUUACCUUCUCAGUGUUCCCCUCUCCUAAGGUGUCUGAUAUUGUUGUCGAGCCAUACAAUGCUACACUGUCAGUUCAUCAAAUUGUUGAGAAUGCUGACCAAUGUAUGGUACUUGACAACGAAGCACUGUAUGAUAUCUGUUUCCGCACCUUGAAGCUUUCAAAUCCUACCUUUGGUGAUCUCAAUCACCUAAUCUCUGCUACAAUGAGUGGUGUCACUUGCUGUCUUCGCUUCCCUGGACAGCUUAAUUCUGAUCUUCGGAAGCUUGCAGUCAACCUCAUUCCUUUUCCCCGCCUCCACUUUUUCAUGGAUGCCAAGAAUAUGAUGUGUGAUGCUGAUCCUCGCCAUGGCCGAUACUUGACCGCUUCAGCCAUGUUCUGUGGGAAGAUGAGCACUAAGGAAGUUGACGAGCAAAUGCUCAAUGUACAGAACAAGAAUUCAUCCUACUUUGUGGAGUGGAUACCCAAGGGACUCAAGAUGGCAUCUACUUUCAUUGGCAACUCGACCUCCAUCCAAGAAAUGUUCAGGAGGGUUAGCGAACCAUUCACAGCCAUGUUCAGGAGGAAAGCUUUCUUGCAUUGGUACACUGGAGAAGGUAUGGACGAGAUGGAGUUCACGGAGGCCGAGAUCAACAUAAAUGAUCUGGUGGCUGAGUACCAGCAGUACCAAGAUGCAACUGCAGAGGAUGAAGAGUACGAGGAAGAGGAAGGGGUGGAAGGCUGA